GUGUGUCUUGAAGAAGUGAUAACGAUGAAGUGAAGAUUUAAUGGGAAUGUUUAUUGACAGGAAAAAACUGGAUAUUUAAACGAAAGCAGGGUAGAAAGGGCUUGCAUAAGCCUUUUGGUAAAUGAUAUUUCUUGAACGUGUACGUCAGGCGACAAAUUGUUGAGUGUUGCGAUGGAUAAAGGCGGAGUGACAGCGCCUCCGCUUCCCAAACGGCCAUCAUCAGUGGUGAUGAGGCCGAAACAGGAUGAAGGUGAGCAGACAGCUGCCUCCCAUCCACGCUCACCCCCACCACGCCCAUCCAGUAGGCCUCCCGCACCACCGCAGAGGCCAAGCUCACUCAUGCCCACAGGUGCUACAAAUGGAAUUGCUCACAAUGCUGAUCAGCCCGUACCAAAGUUACCUGCCCCUCCUGCCAGGCACAAGGGAGCAAUUAGAUCCCCUUCAACUGCUGACAACAAAUCAGGCCCUGCCAAAAAGCGCCCUGAGAUAACCAUUGUUAGUGCCCGUCCUAUGAGCCAGGUGGGGUUCAGACAAGAAGCAGCAAGUUCUGAUUCUGGGUUACCUCCCCCUGCAUGUGCUCAAGCACCAGAAAGCCCCAAACCUGCUUCCAGCGACAUGCCCAGUGUGCCUCCCCCGCGGCCCAAGUCUAUGACUGGCUCAACCACCAGCUCUGGCCCACCAGCCCGGCCUAAAUUACCCUGUCGACCUGGGCGGCCAAAUCCUUCGAAACCACAAGAUGCCUUACCCCCUGAUCCAACAAACCUGAUUGAUCUGUCACAGGAGGACUCGGGAGUGAACACCCCUGUCCCUAAACCCCGCCCAAGACCGGCGGCGAGAUCCACCGUCCCCACUCCCGAGGAUGGCAGUUCAGAACCAACCCUCCCAUCACCGAUUAAGCCUAUGCGGCCAACUAUUAUCAGGCCUAUGCCAGGUCGUAGUGGUGAGGAGCCAGCUCAGGAGACACAGAAAGAAGAGCAGGCUCCUGAUGUUUCUUCGGAAGAGCGCUCAGGACCAAAACUGCCGUCUUAUAUUCAUACGACGGCUUCUAAUGAUGCAAGUGUUAAUGAACUCAAAGCUGCCUUUGAAAAACGAAAGAGUGGCAUGAGUCAGCCUGCCCCUGCUCCAGCUAUGGCACCUAAACCUAAACCCAAACCCAAACCAGAAGUUGCCCAGAAACCAAAUGCCCAGGCCAAACCAGAGAGUGAUAAUCUGUUGACGCCUGUAAACUCUAGUGAAAGUGCUGAGGAGAAACUGAUGGCCAGUAUAAAUAGUGAACUCUUUGGAGGCGAUGCAUCACCGACGCCGCCUUCAAGGCGAAAACGACCCACGAUUAUCAGGGCAGGGGUGGUGGCUCAAAACACAGGUGAUGGUGCAGAGAAGUCAGAGAAGCCUGAAGAAGGAGAGGCCAGUAAACCGGUGGCCCCAGUCAAAUCUCCGGUGGGGCGCCCUCAAACGAGUCCUAAACUACAACAAAGGCAGCUAUUUCAGGAAGACAAAAAACCGUCAGAGGACACAGAAAAGUCUGCCCCUGCUAGACCUAAACCUGCUGUUCGAAAGUCUACCCCGACAGGGCCCCCUAAAUCUAUCAGUGCUCAGGACUUGGACUCUGCUCAGCUAACCACUCCCCAGCUGGACCCCGCCAGUAAGUCCCUCACGCCUCCACCCAGGAAGCACAAGACUGGGCCCCCAAGGCCUUCACAGGGUCCUUUAUCAGGGUCAUUUUCUCAGUCUUCACUUUCUCAGUCUUCACUUUCUCAGUCCUCACUCAGUAAUAAGGCAGACUCCAAUCCCAGCUUGGCCUGUGAGAAAGAACCUUCGAAACCAAGCCGGCCUCGUGGGGCCCCGCCAUCUCGCCCCCAGACUGCCCCUGCCAAAGCUCCACCCACCAAGUCUACACCCGCACCCAUUGUAUCUUCCUCAGGCUCCACCAGACAGGUGAUCAUCCAUGAAGUCUAUCCUCAGUCUGAAGCUCCCAAAUUGCCCCCCAGGCCUGGACCUGGACACCCCUUGUUCCAUUACAUGAUGGACUGUCCCUAUGGCAUCGCUGUGGCAACGCAUGAUUAUCAGUCUCUUCAGACAGACGAAUUAUCAUUUAAUGAAGGGGAUGUGAUUGUUUUACUCAGACAAGUGGAUGACUCGUGGUUUUAUGGGAAAAAUGGGGAAAUAGAAGGCAUAUUUCCUGGUAACUUUGUCAAAGUGAUGGAACCUCUUUCAGCACAGGGAGUUCAAUUACAUGAUCAGGCUUCUGCUGGUGCUCCUGCUGAUAUGUUAGUAGACUUCGGGGACGGAAUCGACCAGGACACAGCAAGUGGGCCACGAUGCCAAGCCAGAUUCGACUACGACGGCGAAACCAGUGAAGAUUUGACAUUUUUAGAAGGGGAGAUAAUUAAGCUGUUAGAACAUGUGGGUGAGGAUUGGCUCAGAGGGGAGUUGAAUGGCAAGAUUGGUAUUUUCCCUGCAACAUUCGUGGAAGUAAUUGAGGAUUUACCAGCCACCCCAGGGGACAUUUCAGGCGACAAUGAUUGGUCAGCAAGGAGCCAAUCAGAUAACAGUUUGGUUAGAGAAGCUAUGUACACCUUUAAUGGAGAAGAAGGAGAAUUAAGUUUUAAGGCUGGAGAUAAAAUUCAGCUGAUCAGCUACGUCAGUGCUGAUUGGUUGUUUGGAGAAGCCAAUGGAAAACAGGGAAAGUUUCCGUCAGCUUUCAUCGAUGACAUGCCUCUCCAUUUGCCGCAGUAUGUGGGGCCAAAGGUGAAAAAAACUGUGAAGGAGACUGCUGCAGGAACACAAGAGGCAUCUGAACAUGUAAGAAAGGAAAAACGAGAAGAGAAAAAAACAGAAGAACAAAAAAAGAAACAAAAGGAGAAAUACGAAGAGAAACGAGAAGAAAAACAACAGCCUCCAGCCGAAGAACCAAGAGUACAGACUCCACAAAGUGACACAUCCUUGGAUGAUGAGGCUUACUCUAUUGCUAUCCACGAGUUUAAAGGUGAGACAGCUGAUGACCUGAGCUUCCGGGAGGCAGACAAAGUGAUCCUGCUGGAGUGGGUAAAUGAUGAGUGGCUGAAGGGAAAGUCUGAGAUGACGGGUAAAGUGGGCAUCUUCCCGGCAGCCUAUGUACAGAUCAUUAAAGACCUGAAGAAAAAGGGUUCCAGAGUAGAACCCAAGAGUGAAGAAGAAACAAGAACGAAAGUGAAAGCAUUGUAUGAAUUUACUGGGGAGAAUUCACAGGAGCUAAGCUUCAAGGAAGGUACAGUGUUUUUGAUGCAUGGGCCUAUGGGUGGUACAGAUGACUGGAGGACAGGUGAAAUAGACGGGCAGGUGGGACUCUUCCCAGUCAGCUUUGUGGAGGAACACAUGGAUUAAGGAACCACAGUGACAUUCCUAGGCUCCUAGACCCAGGCUGAUGAAGUCCACUGACUGCUGAACGCUAACCGUACCUCACUUAUUGUACACACUAAGGGAGAAUCUUCAGAAAGAUUUGAUAUGUGACUGGGCAACCAAGUCUAUAUAUGUCCCCUGACUGUUGAGUACAGAUCAUAACCCACUUGUCGUACACACUGAGGGGUAGCCUCUUAAACAGAUUUGAUUUCUGGCCUAAAGUGUGACACUAACAGCCCUAAAUGAAAUGAUGUCCACUAUAAACUUUUCAGUUCUGACCAUUCUGAGCUGCAUGUACUAAGGGGUAAUUUUUCUGAGUACUCCACUGUACAUACUGAGGUCUGUGAGGAGAUUCAGACACCUGGUUUCAAAAAUUUAAAAAAAAAUUCUCCACACAGGUGAAUCCUGACAUGAGGAAAUAUUGCAGCGAGGUGUUAUUGUAAUAUGAAUGUCUUGCAGGACGGAGGAGCUUAAAAGUGCGAACAGCAACUUUUGUGACCCUCGAGCAUUCACGCUAUACAUGUGGUAAUAAAAAAAGGGUGUAGCCCAUUAGUGAGCCAUGUGGGUGGGUACACAGAUGAGGGGUGGGUUGACACAUCUGAUACUUUGAAGUGCAGUAGUUCCCUUCACCUGUUAACCUCACAGCUGAUUUACAUUAAGUGAUACUAUUUGGACCAAUCAGACAGAUAACAAAAUGGAUUGACUGUGAGGUGGAAGAUGUUAUUUUUAAUUCAGAGUUUAGAACCAAGUACCCUUAUUCCCCAACCUAUUAUUUCAUAUGAAAGAGAAAGUUCAGUUGCAGAGUUUUACUUUGAUUUUGGAGAUAAUACUACAUUGGUUGGAUUGGCCAAUUUCAGGGCUUUACAAAAGUAUAAUUUUAUCAGUCAGCACAGAAUAAUUCCUUCAGAAUAUGCUUGAAUAAACACAUUGAAAACAUGA
Messenger RNA from Liolophura sinensis, 4317 nucleotides. RefSeq names its product SH3 domain-containing protein 19-like. The transcript has 13 exons. Gene Ontology annotation, molecular function: protein binding. NCBI's taxonomy places the organism in Eukaryota, Metazoa, Mollusca, Polyplacophora, Chitonida, Chitonidae. The record is from RefSeq and is a predicted model, not a curated record. Bases 172 to 3363 code for a protein of 1063 amino acids.